Hypoxylon trugodes is the source of this 1269-nucleotide messenger RNA. RefSeq names its product biotin synthase. NCBI's taxonomy places the organism in Eukaryota, Fungi, Ascomycota, Sordariomycetes, Xylariales, Hypoxylaceae. Gene Ontology annotation, molecular function: biotin synthase activity; 2 iron, 2 sulfur cluster binding. Gene Ontology annotation, cellular component: mitochondrion. The transcript has 4 exons. The coding region runs from base 1 to 1269 and encodes 422 amino acids. Gene Ontology annotation, biological process: biotin biosynthetic process. The record is from RefSeq and is a predicted model, not a curated record.
AUGAAACCCGCGCGCCUGGCUCUCCGUCGAUUUGCAGAGCCGCUGGCUCGGCCUGCUCGAAGUAACGGUCUCCGACAAUUUACCACGGUUACCCCUCGCACAUCUCCUGCUGCUGCUGCUGCCGCAAUCCAACCGCAGCACCUUGAUCAACCGUCUUUUCCUAUCCCUGGUUCGAUCCCAGCCAAGCCUAAAGCUUCCGCCGCCGCUCCCGCUCCGAGCCCUAUUCCCGUAGCCGUACCUAAGAAUACCGAGAAUACACUCCGCGAUGCAGUCGCUGCAGCCGAGCCGAGAAAUGACUGGACUAGGGAGGAGAUUACCGCAAUUUAUGACCAUCCAUUGAUGGACUUGGUCCACCAAGCUAGUCUGCUCCACCGACGCUUUCACAAUCCGGCCGAAGUCCAGCUCUGCACUCUUAUGAACAUCAAGACUGGUGGUUGCACCGAAGACUGUUCCUACUGUGCGCAAUCCACACGGUACCAAAAAGGUACCGGCCUAGAAGCGAAAAAGGUCGAAACGGUCGAGACCGUGCUCGCAGCAGCCCGCGCCGCUAAAGCAAAUGGAAGCACACGAUUCUGUAUGGGUGCUGCAUGGCGCGACAUGCGUGGUCGCAAGAAUAGUCUGCGUAAUGUCGCGGCCAUGGUGCGCGGAGUACGGGAGCUCGGUAUGGAGGCCUGUGUAACACUAGGCAUGAUUGACGGAGCACAAGCGGAAGAGCUAGCUGCCGCUGGGUUGACGGCGUAUAAUCAUAACGUCGAUACGAGUCGCGAGUUCUACCCCUCGGUUAUAUCGACGCGAACGUACGACGAGCGAUUACGCACUUUGGGACAUGUGCGCGAUGCCGGGAUUAAUGUAUGCUCGGGAGGUAUCCUAGGGCUAGGCGAGACGGCGCAGGAUCGCGUAGGCUUGCUGCAUACAGUAUCGACGCUACCGAAGCACCCGGAAAGCUUCCCGGUCAAUGCACUCGUGCCGAUUAAGGGUACUCCGCUUGGUGACCGUGAACCAAUUGACUUCACGAGUAUGCUCCGAACCAUCGCAACGGCACGCAUCAUAAUGCCUGCAACUAUAGUCCGAAUCGCGGCCGGUAGGAAGACCAUGUCCGAAGAGAAGCAGGCACUAUGUUUUAUGGCCGGCGCCAACGCGAUUUUCACAGGUGAAAAGAUGUUGACGACGGAAUGCAAUGGUUGGGAUGAGGAUAAAGUCUUGUUUGAACGAUGGGGAUUAGAACCCAUGAAGAGUUUUGACAAAUCUCCACCAGCUUCCAGUACAUAG